GGAACACCCUUUCACGCCAAUUUGCUAGGAGUCGAGUCACGACCCACGAGGACUUCCAGGAGGUGAUGGACGGACGCUACUACCUCUCUCCUUCGCUGCUGUAUUCGAUCCGCCAGAGAGCUGUAGCGCGCGGCCAAGGUCAAGACGGUGAUUACGAGAUUCCAGUAGAAGGAGAAUGGGUUACCAUCGCUUGUGUCACGGGCAUUCUCAAAGAGUGGAUAAGCGGCAAGGAUGACGAAGAUGGCAAGGAACGGCUUGAAUGGUAUGAUGACGACCAGAUCAGUAAGAAGGAGGCAAAGAAGCGUUUAGAGCGCCUCAGGCAAGAAAAGGAUGACCGAGUCAGGCUAAUUGAUGAGGGUAGAUUGUACAUGCUGAGGGACAUUGGCUCUCAAGCUCGAGGAGCUGCAGGCGAGGGAGGGGGCAAUGAAGGCCAUCACGAGAUUAAGCUUCAAACGGUCAAGGCCCAUGGUCAGGACAAGGAAACGGGUCGCUAUUACGGCGGCACCAAGGGCACCUACGAGAAGCUCGGCCGGUAUUGUCAUGGACAGGUCAUUGCCAUUAUCACGCCCAGGAUCAGCGCCUCUAAGAGCGUAAGGGAUGGUGACGUGAUGACACUCAGGCCCCCAGACGGAGCCUCGAUUGUCGUCCUUGGUAACGCCAAAGACUAUACAUCGUGUACUGCGCGUACGGAAGAAGGUGAGAAAUGUGGACACUAUGUGGACAGAAAAGGCUUGUCUGGCUCGAGGGCAAAGGAACCCAUUUGCGACUUUCACCUUGGUAUUGGUGUAGAGAGGACGCAGAGGGGGCGGCAGGAGUUUGCCAAUUCGUGAGUCACAGUCACUGCAAGCAGGCGACGCGCUGAGAAGGACAAAUCCAACGCUGAUCUUUC
Molecule: messenger RNA, 889 nt
Organism: Microstroma glucosiphilum
Lineage: Eukaryota; Fungi; Basidiomycota; Exobasidiomycetes; Microstromatales; Microstromataceae
Exons: 1
Coding region: 66-830 (254 amino acids)
Source: RefSeq, a predicted model, not a curated record